Cyclopterus lumpus (lumpfish) is the source of this 1213-nucleotide messenger RNA. Its product is annotated as betaine--homocysteine S-methyltransferase 1-like. The record is from RefSeq and is a predicted model, not a curated record. Bases 88 to 1185 code for a protein of 365 amino acids. Lineage: Eukaryota; Metazoa; Chordata; Actinopteri; Perciformes; Cyclopteridae. Gene Ontology annotation, molecular function: betaine-homocysteine S-methyltransferase activity; zinc ion binding. The transcript has 8 exons.
CCGUCGCUGUGGUUUCUAGUUGUCGAGCUUUGGAUCUCAGUUGCUUUUAAAGUUGUGCAUUCUAGUCGCACCUGGAUAUUAUCUACGAUGGGGAGCAAGAGGAGGGGUAUCUUGGAUCGACUAAAUGCUGGGGAGGUGGUUGUAGGAGACGGAGGUUAUGUGAUGCAGCUAGAGCGACGUGGCUAUGUGAAGGCUGGACACUGGACACCUGAGGCAGCUGUUGAACAUCCUGAAGCAGUGCGGCAGCUGCACAGGGAGUUCCUGAGAGCAGGAGCCAAUGUGAUCCAGACAUUCACCUUCUACUGCAGUGAGGAUAAACUGGAGAUCAGUGGCAAUGUCUCCAACAUCUUCGGGGCUCAGAUCAAUGAGGCAGCUUGUGACCUGGCCAGGGAGGUAGCCAAUGAGGGGGAUGCAUUGGUUGCUGGGGGCGUGUCUCAGACUCCAUGUUAUGUGGAGAGUCACAGUGAGACUGAAGUCAAGGCCAUCUUUAAGAAACAGAUGGACGACUUCCUCAAGAAGGAUAUUGAUUUCUUUAUUGCAGAGUACUUUGAACAUGUGGAAGAAGCAGUGUGGGCAGUGGAGGUGCUGAAGACCAGCAGUAAACCAGUGGGUGCAACACUGUGCAUCUCCCCCCAAGGAGACAUGAACGGAGUCCCACCUGGAGAGUGUGCUGUCCGACUGGUCAGAGCCGGAGCUGACAUUGUUGGAAUAAAUUGCCACUUGGACCCUCUGACAUGCAUUCGUACAGUGAAGUUGAUGAAAGCGGGAUUAGAGAACGCUGGUCUCAAAGCUCAUCUCAUGAUCCAGCCUCUGGGCUUUCACACACCUGAGUGCAACCACACUGGAUAUCUCUCGUUACCCGAGUUCCCAUUCGCAUUGGAGACCAGAGCAAUGACCCGCUGGGACGUCCAUCAAUAUGCAAGAGAGGCUUACGAUGCUGGAAUUCGCUACAUUGGUGGCUGCUGUGGAUUUGAGCCCUACCAUAUCAGAGCGAUAGCAGAAGAGGUGUCUGCAGAGAGAGGAUUCCUCCCACCAGCUUCAGAGAAGCAUGGACUCUGGGGAGCUGCCCUGGGGAUGCACACUAAACCCUGGGUCAGAGCCAGGGCUCAUCGAGAGUAUUGGGAGAAGCUUUUACCUGCUUCUGGACGUCCCAAAUGCCCUUCCAUGGCCACAACAGCUGAAUAAGGAUCAUCAAAAGCAGGAAUAAAACAUU